Molecule: messenger RNA, 1482 nt
Organism: Xiphophorus couchianus (Monterrey platyfish)
Lineage: Eukaryota; Metazoa; Chordata; Actinopteri; Cyprinodontiformes; Poeciliidae
Gene: ccn4a
Product: cellular communication network factor 4a
Exons: 5
Coding region: 214-1287 (357 amino acids)
Biological process (GO): signal transduction; positive regulation of cell differentiation; cell adhesion
Cellular component (GO): extracellular matrix; extracellular region
Molecular function (GO): integrin binding; heparin binding
Source: RefSeq, a predicted model, not a curated record
AGAGAAAACUUCCCGCAGAAUGCAGUUCCUGUCCUCACAGACCUUACGUUGGGCUGUCAGCAGAAGGUUUGGGAUCAGAGGGGUGGAAGCUGCAGAGGAUGACAGCUCGUGCAGAGGGACGUAGCUCACCUGCGGAGCAGAACCACGUUUAUACAGUGUAAACAGAGCGGAACCGAAUUCCCAAUUUAAUGCCCGGGCUUUUCCUCACCAGUGAUGAGUUGGCUCCUGUUGUGGAUUCUGACAGCAGCUGGGAUUCAACAGGCCUCCUCCUUGAAUUCCACUGCCAUGCCUCCUGCCCUCCCUUCUCCAACUCCAGACCCGUACAAUGUGACACGGUACUGCAAGUGGCCCUGCGAGUGUCCCAAGGUGGCUCCCAAGUGCCCUCCUGGCAUCAGCCUCCUCAUGGAUGGCUGCGACUGCUGCAAGGCCUGCGCCAGGCAGGUCGGGGAGGAGUGCAACGAGGCCGACACCUGCGACUUCCACAAGGGGCUGUACUGUGACUACAGCUCGGACAAGCCUAGGUACGAAAAAGGAGUGUGUGCAUAUAUGACGGGAACGGGCUGUGAAUAUGACGGCGUGCUCUACCGUAACGGUCAGAGCUUCAAGCCCAGCUGUAAAUACCAGUGUUUGUGCGUGAACGGCGCCAUCGGUUGUGUGUCCCUGUGCUCAGAGUCCCAGCCUCCCAGGGUUUGGUGCCAAAAUCCACGGAGAGUCAAAGUCCGGGGGCAAUGCUGUGAGCAAUGGAUCUGUGAUGAACCAAAGAAAGGACGCAAGACAGCGCCGAGGCACGCAGUGGAGGUUUUUCCAACUGAGAGCUGGCACAAGAACUGCAUCACCCAGACCACCUCAUGGAGCCCCUGCUCCAAGACCUGCGGCCGCGGCCUGUCGUUGAGGAUCUCCAACGCCAACGAUCAAUGUGAGCUCGUCCAAGAGUCCCGUCUCUGCAAUCUGAGGCCGUGCGAAGUAGACAUCACCAAGCAUAUCAAGCCAGGAAAGAAGUGUCUGAAUAUCUACAGGGAAGGUCAGCCCUCGAACCUCACCAUUUCUGGCUGCACCAGCAAGAAGUGGUACCGACCAAAGUAUUGCGGCGUUUGCACCGACGAGCGCUGCUGCAUCCCGUACAAGUCAAAGACCGUCGACGUGGAGUUUGAGUGUCCAAACGGGACCGGAUUCACUUGGAAGAUGAUGUGGAUCCAGGCGUGCUUCUGCAACCUUAGCUGCAGGAAUCCCAAUGACAUCUUUGCAGAACUGGAGAGCUACUAUGGUUACCCAGAAGUUGUGAACUAAAAUGUAGCAAUUUGGCAAAGAACACUCCUUUUUUUUUUUUUUGUUUACUUAAAGACAUUUUGAGUUUUUAAAGGUGCAAUCUAUAUUUUUUUCUUUUGGAAAAAAUUGUAAAUAUGAAAUGUGUCUCCAACACGGAUUCAUGUAGUAAGAAUAUUUGAAGAGGUAAAACAAUAAAAGCCUAUAUUUAAAGUUUAA